Molecule: messenger RNA, 1834 nt
Organism: Suricata suricatta (meerkat)
Lineage: Eukaryota; Metazoa; Chordata; Mammalia; Carnivora; Herpestidae
Gene: ERO1B
Product: endoplasmic reticulum oxidoreductase 1 beta
Exons: 16
Coding region: 218-1621 (467 amino acids)
Biological process (GO): protein folding in endoplasmic reticulum
Cellular component (GO): endoplasmic reticulum; endoplasmic reticulum membrane
Molecular function (GO): protein-disulfide reductase activity; FAD binding; thiol oxidase activity
Source: RefSeq, a predicted model, not a curated record
CCGCCUAGGGGAUGAAGUGGGGGCGCUCGGCUCUCCAGCCUCACUCGCAGCUGCUUGGGAGCUGGGGAGAGCGGACCCCUCCUAGCGACGGGCGUGCAGACUCUGACCCUGGAGCCUCUCAGCCGCCAGGAGCCGUCCCCUUGCGUCUUUGCCCGGGCCGCCCGCCAUUCCCCGGCCCCUAGGGGCCCGGCCGGCCGCGGUGGGGGGAGAGGUCAGCAUGAGCCGGGGGUCCUGGCGGGCCGGCGCCGGGCAGGGGGCGGCGGCCGCGGUGCAGCUGCUGGUCACCCUGAGCUUCCUCCCGAGCGUCGUCGAGCCACAGGUCACCGGAGUCCUGGAUGAUUGCUUGUGUGAUAUUGAUAGCAUUGAUAACUUUAAUACCUUCAAAAUCUUCCCCAAAAUAAAAAAGUUGCAAGAGAGAGACUACUUCCGUUAUUACAAGGUUAAUCUGAAGCGACCAUGUCCUUUCUGGGCAGAAGACGGCCAUUGUUCAAUAAAAGACUGUCAUGUGGAGCCCUGUCCAGAGAGUAAAAUUCCAGUCGGAAUCAAAGCUGGGAGUUCUAACAAGUACUCAAAAGUGGCAAACAAUACCAAAGAAUUAGAAGAUUGUGAGCAAGCUAAUAAACUGGGAGCAAUUAACAGCACAUUAAGUAAUCAAAGCAAAGAAGCCUUCAUUGACUGGGCAAGAUAUGAUGAUUCACAGGAUCACUUUUGUGAACUUGAUGAUGAGCGAUCCCCAGCUGCACAGUAUGUUGACCUGUUGCUGAACCCAGAGCGUUACACUGGCUAUAAAGGGUCCUCUGCGUGGAGAGUGUGGAACAGCAUCUACGAAGAAAACUGUUUCAAGCCUCGAUCUGUUUAUCGUCCUUUAAAUCCUCUGGCACCUAGCCGAGGAGAAGAUGAUGGAGAAUCAUUCUACACAUGGCUAGAAGGUUUGUGCCUGGAGAAGAGAGUCUUUUAUAAGCUUAUAUCAGGACUUCAUGCUAGUAUCAAUUUACAUCUGUGUGCAAAUUAUCUUUUGGAAGAAACCUGGGGUAAACCUAGCUGGGGACCCAAUAUGAAAGAAUUUAAACGCCGCUUUGACCCUGUGGAAACUAAGGGAGAAGGUCCAAGAAGGCUUAAGAAUCUGUACUUUUUAUACUUAAUCGAGCUUCGAGCUUUGUCAAAGGUCGCCCCCUAUUUUGAGCGCUCAAUUGUCGAUCUUUACACUGGAAAUGUAGAAGAAGAUGCGGACACAAAAACCCUUCUCCUGAAUAUCUUUCAAGAUACAAGGUCCUUUCCCAUGCACUUUGACGAGAAAUCCAUGUUUGCAGGUGACAAAAAGGGGGCCAAGUCAUUAAAGGAGGAGUUCCGCUUACACUUCAAGAAUAUCUCCCGUAUAAUGGACUGUGUUGGAUGUGACAAAUGCAGAUUGUGGGGGAAAUUGCAGACUCAGGGCUUAGGAACCGCCCUGAAGAUCCUAUUCUCUGAAAAGGAAAUCCAAAAGCUUCCGGAGAACAGCCCAUCUAAAGGCUUCCAACUCACCCGACAGGAAAUAGUUGCUCUUCUGAAUGCUUUCGGGAGGCUUUCUACAAGUAUAAGAGAGUUACAGAAUUUUAAAGUCUUACUACAACACAGUAGGUAAUAAAGGCUUUUCUAUGUCUACUGAGAGACAUAACAUGACUGUGUGAAGCCUGUUAAUCUUGGACACUCAGCAGAAGAAGACUAAUCUUCAAAGACUUGAAGAAAGAAUUCUGAACUCUUAAAGAGAAAAUUCAAAUGUUCACUUGAAUAUUUAUGAUUCUUAAUAGAUUGUCAAUUAGAGCUAUUUAUAAAUGAAGUAUAUGCUUUUAAAACA